AUGGAGUUCAUCGAUGGGAUCGGUGAGCUAAAGGCACUCCCUGAAGGAGUCCACCUUCUUUGCCCCCGACAAAGCGACGAUGACUACGGCCGAUACGAAGACCUCGAACAAGUGGAUGAAUCGGGCACACCAAUCAAGGACAUUGUGGCUCAAGCAAAAACCCGCAAAGAGACAUUUCUCUCAUCCAUGCGCAUUCUGGCAUAUCACAAAGAUGGAGUCGAAGAGCUUCAAAACUGGGUCCUCGGGAGACUCGACGAUUCCCUCGAAAAAUGCGACUUGUGUAUCAAACAUUACUACACAGGCAAGGUCUGGUUGGUGGAUCGAUUGAAGGAGGAAAAUUAUCAGGAAGACGACAUCGAGGCCUUUGCGCAGAGAAUCGACGAGUGGGAUAUCAAGAGAAUUACGCGCAACCUGAAAACGGCCACGGAGCAGCUGAGACAGACGCCUCCUCAGAAGAUUGGGCUGGAUGUCUUGGACAGAGCUGCGUUAUUGUCUAUCUUCGAGACAUUGAGCUGCGAGGCUAUGCUACGUAGCGAGAGUCUUUUGCAGGAACACUUCGACGAGCCAUUCAAGCUCAUCCAAACGAAACGAAGUCUCAAGGUCUCCGACUACAUUCCAGCUGUUACUCGAUUCCUCUUCGACUCAAAUCAGCUGCGAUGUUUCUGGGCGCACAGUUCAUGGGCACGAUACGCUCGGUCUCCUACCACCAUCGAAUUUGAAUGGGCAAUCCGGGAUGGACUUCGCUCAGCUCUACAGACUGCUUCGCUGCAACCACCCCAGUUGCCGGUCAUCGCGCGCUUGUGGAGAGGGAUGCAACCUGUUCUACGGAGAUUAGACAAAGAACAGAUCACACAUCAGUUGCGAGGUCUUGAGAUAGACCCUUUCCGUCUUUCUGUGGAUCACCUUUCUAUCCCCUCUCCUGGUUUGCGAUAUCUCUUGAAUACCAUCCAAAUCUUCCUUGAGAAAGCACCUGCGGACUUCUGGGAGGCCAUGCAGGCUAUCUCCCCCCAAGCCAUCAUGGAGCAAACUUUUUACAACACACAAUUCAAUAAUUAUCUCAUGGGGGCUACUGAGGGUGAGCCCUUCGAAAACUCCCCAUUGAAAGAUAUGCUUUCAUGGAUUCAUCCUUUCCUCAGUUCCCUGAAGGGUGCCCAUCAGCCAUCUGCCUGUCGGUUUUUGACCUUGCAAUUACUUGGCAGACUGCAGAAUUCUCAAUAUCCUAACCUGGCCCGGUAUCACUGUUUCCAUGUCGGCUUGACCAGCCUUCUCCAAACACUGCGUCGUUUCACAGACAACGAGUCUUCCCGAGGCUCAGUGACGCGGGUUGUGUUAGCAGAGACCAUGGGGGUAGUGAGCGAUACUAUCAACACAAUCAUCAACCCUCCGACGUUUGCUGUUGAACAGAGCCGCCAAGAGGAGAUCCGCAAUUUAUGCAUGGACGUGGUGCGCAAUACUUUGGCGCUGGAAUGCCAGUCGUUGAAAACAGAUUACGAGGUUAUUCUCAAGCACAACACCCUGUCACAUGGAGUUUCUACUUACUCCGCUCCCAUCUGGGAUGCUGUCAUCAAAAAUCUCAGCCAAAACAACUUACCACUGUCAGGGUCUGCAUUACUGGGUAUUCUGCCUCUCGUUGGUUUGGAGAAAUUUACCACUAAGGGUGAAACCAACCAGGAGAAGACCCAUUUCAACAUGAUUUAUGAACAUCUGAUCAAUCUCUCAUGUCGAAUCAUCGAACGUCUUGCAGACUUCCCAUCCGAUCAUCUGGACAAGUUGUUCCAAAGCCAGGACACAAGCAGCGCUGUGAUCUCUGCACUUUUCGCUGCAGACCUGGACACUUAUACAGCUGCAGUUGACCUGAUCAAAAACGCAACCGGUCAAUCUGCCCGACGAGAUGCCAUCUCCCAUCUCCUCCAGUCUUCUUUUACCACUACCGUCUACGGUCUCAGUUGGUCCUUCCGCCGAAUUUCGACAAUGAAAACAUUCGCGCCUGCGCCCAGAAUGUUGUACACCGGCACGGACAUUGUCGAGACGCUUUGUGACAACCAGAAUGGCAUCCUUCGCACUCGUAACCUUGCUGAUCGCCGAGAAGUAAUGGCACUCCAGAAGCUUUGGGAGUACCUGUGGUCGGCUCUCACCACGAUAUUCGACGAGACUGAGGCAUGGCACCUUCGGGGCAAUGACAAGUCUGUCAUGCUUGAGUUCUGUCGAGACACGAUUCAGUUUGCGGACUUUUUGUUCGACCAGUAUGGUGUCUUUCUCGGAGCUGUAAAAAAUGCGGAUCCAGGCCAAACAGCGGCAUCCGAAAACUUCCUCAAGUCUCCAACUGCGACAAUGAGUGCCAUGGUGAAAUGGUUAAGAUUGAAGGAUGAAUUCUUAGCGACAACACUUGUCGGGCUAGUUUCAAAGCUUUUGCGUAGACUGGGUGUAAUGGAAGUCACAACUGUGAAGCCAGAUGCAUUGAGCUUUAUUGAGGGGGUUGCUGUCAAUGGCACAAUCAAAACAAUAUUGACACCACGAGAGAAGGCGGAGCUGGUCCGCUCAUUGGAGGCAUACUACAAAAAGCCUGUGGUCACUGCUUCUACUGCUGCUCUCAAGAAACAGUCAUCUAUCACGGCUUUCGCCAAACCAUCUGACGUCUCGAGCCCCUCGCAUACCGUGAGCGAUGAUGAAUUCGAUGAUGAUUUGAAUGAUCAAACCCUUCUUGAGCUUUCAUCAUCUGUGGAAUUCAACAAGGCCCGUGUCGCUGCUGAAGCCAAGAGGAAGGCCGAGAAGGCGGCUAAGAUGCAAUUCCUUUCCUCCACGCUCAAGGCCCGCCCACCAGCUCCUAAGCCAGUUGUUCCGCCCCGUCCUAAAGAUGAUGCGACUUCAGUCCUAUCGUUCCGAGAAAAGCGCGAGCGCGAGAAGGAGGCGAAGAAAAAGCGCGAUGCUGUGGAGCUCGCGAGGCUCAAGAAGAGCAUGUCGACUAGUGGUGUUGGAGAACAAACCGCUGAGCAAGGCUCGGGCCUGAAAGGAAUCGGUAUUAAGGGCAAAGAUCAUGCAGUCCCUGCCGAUAGCAUGAUGGUGUCAUCCGGUUCCGAGUCGGAUACUGAAAGCGAAGACGAGUUGGAUAAGGAGUUGUUCGGCGCAAAACCCAAGAAACCCGAUGCUGUUGCAGCAUAUGAGCUGAGCAAGAAGCAAUCACUUCAGCAACAGCCAAUCAAAAAGGUCAAACGACAGCGUUCCAUCAGGGACAUGCGAGCUCGUCUGUCUCCUGAUCUCAGCUCUCUUCACCAUUCCAUUCUAUCAUGGGACUUCUUCGCAACUGGUGAUCUUCCCCCCUCCUCGGGCCGCACCGACUAUUCCCUUGUCUCAAACACGUUCCGCACGCCUGGUGAUUACCAGAGUACAUUCGAGCCCUUGUUGGUACUCGAGGCAUGGCAAGGAUUCCAGGCAGCGAAAGACGAAGGCUCUUUCCGACCCUUCGAGGUCAAGGUCAUGACCCGACUUGCUGUCGACACAUGGAUUGAGUUCAGUACACAGCCGCUUGGUAUACUACCAAAGGAUUUCAGCAUGGGUGAAGGUGAUUUGGUCCUGUUCUCCAGUUCCCCCAAACCGACAAAUGAUAAGAAUGCGCCUCACAUCCUUGCGCGUGUUUGCAAUGUGAACCGGAAGAGUGGAAAGCUGGAGGUCACUUACCGGGUGAAUCCCACAAACAACAAAUUUCUCUCUAACUUUGGGCCUGGCACCGAGACAUGGGGAGCCAAGAUCACAUCCUUGACCCCCGUGGAGCUCUGCUGUUGA
Molecule: messenger RNA, 3780 nt
Organism: Penicillium olsonii
Lineage: Eukaryota; Fungi; Ascomycota; Eurotiomycetes; Eurotiales; Aspergillaceae
Source: the annotation of a GenBank genome assembly